Molecule: messenger RNA, 4731 nt
Organism: Chionomys nivalis (European snow vole)
Lineage: Eukaryota; Metazoa; Chordata; Mammalia; Rodentia; Cricetidae
Gene: Tmem151b
Product: transmembrane protein 151B
Exons: 3
Coding region: 221-1909 (562 amino acids)
Source: RefSeq, a predicted model, not a curated record
GCCCCGGCCCCCCCAGCCCGGCCCCUCCAGCCCGCCCUCCCACCCAUCCCCCCAUCUCCGCCCCCCCUUCGUGCCCUUUCUAGGCCCCCUCCCCCCGGCGGGGGGUGGGGAGCAGAGAGGGCCCCGCCCCUCGCGCCCCCUCCUCAGGGCCAGCACAGGAUGCCCCCGGCCCCUGGCAGCCCCCCGGGAGGUCCUGAGCUCGACGCGCCCCCUCUACGCCAUGUCCCCCCCUGGCUCGGCCGCGGGAGAGAGCGCCGGCGGCGGCGGCGGCGGUGGCGGCUCCGGGGUCCCAGAGGAGCCCAUGGCAGCGGCGGACGAGGGCCCCGCCCGAGAGGAGCAACGACCCAUCCAGCCCUCUUUCACCAAAUCUCUCUGCCGUGAGUCCCAUUGGAAGUGCCUCCUGCUCUCGCUGCUCAUGUACGGCUGCCUGGGGGCAGUGGCUUGGUGCCACGUCACCACAGUGACCCGCCUCACCUUCAGCAGCGCCUACCAGGGCAAUAGCCUCAUGUACCAUGACAGCCCCUGCUCCAACGGCUAUGUCUACAUCCCCCUGGCUUUCCUGCUCAUGUUGUACGCGGUCUACCUGGUGGAGUGUUGGCACUGCCAAGCCCGCCACGAGCUGCAGCACCGGGUGGAUGUGAGCAGUGUUCGGGAGCGUGUGGGCCGUAUGCAGCAGGCCACCCCCUGCAUCUGGUGGAAGGCCAUCAGCUAUCACUAUGUACGACGAACCCGGCAGGUCACCCGAUACCGCAAUGGAGAUGCCUACACUACCACCCAGGUCUACCACGAGCGUGUCAACACACACGUGGCGGAGGCCGAGUUCGACUAUGCGCGCUGUGGCGUCCGGGACGUGUCCAAGGCGCUGGUGGGGCUGGAGGGCGCGCCGGCCACGCGGCUGCGCUUCACCAAGUGCUUCAGCUUCGCCAGCGUGGAGGCGGAGAACGCCUACCUGUGCCAGCGCGCACGCUUCUUCGCCGAGAACGAGGGCUUGGACGACUACAUGGAGGCGCGAGAGGGCAUGCAUCUUAAGAACGUGGACUUCCGCGAGUUCAUGGUAGCCUUUCCCGACCCGACCCGGCCACCCUGGUAUGCCUGCUCAUCGGCCUUCUGGGCAGCAGCGCUGCUCACGCUGUCGUGGCCGCUGCGCGUGCUGGCCGAGUACCGCACGGCGUACGCGCACUACCACGUGGAGAAGCUCUUCGGCCUGGAGGGGCCAGGCUCGGCCAGCAGUGCGGGCGGUGGCCUGAGUCCCAGCGAUGAGCUGCUGCCGCCGCUCACUCAUCGCCUGCCGCGGGUCAACACGGUGGACAGCACCGAGCUCGAGUGGCACAUCCGUUCCAACCAGCAGCUGGUACCCAGCUACUCGGAAGCGGUGCUCAUGGACCUGGCCGGGCUGGGCGCGCGCUGUGGCGGGGCAGGGGGCGGUGGCUACGCGCCCACGUGUCGCUACGGCGGAGUAGGUGGCCCGGGCGCGGCGGGCGUGGCCCCGUACCGGCGAAGCUGCGAGCACUGUCAGCGAGCGGUCAGCAGCUCGUCUAUCUUCUCGCGCAGUGCGCUGAGUAUCUGCGCCAGCCCGCGGGCCGGCCAGGGGCCUGGAGCCAGUGCUGGGUGCGGGGGCAGUCGCUUCUCGCUCGGUCGCCUCUACGGCUCCCGGCGCAGCUGCCUGUGGCGCAGCCGGAGCGGGAGUGUCAACGAGGCGAGCUGUCCCACGGAGCAGACGCGGCUGUCGAGCCAGGCCAGUAUGCGGGACGACGAGGACGAGGACGACGAGGAGGAGGCCGGGCCACCGCCGCCCUACCACGACGCCCUCUACUUCCCGGUCCUUAUCGUCCAUCGUCAGGAGGGGUGUCUGGGCCACAGUCACCGACCACUGCACCGCCAUGGCUCCUGCGUGGAGACCUCACUGUGACCUCCCGCUCUUGGAGGAAGCCUGCGCCAUUCAUUCUCCCUCCUGCCCCUUGAUGUGUUGUGCGCCCUGUGCGUAGCAGGGGAAGGCAGGAUGGUGACAGAGGCCAGGCAGGGUAUGCAUGAAGGCGGGAGGUGAGGGGCACGCCCAGACAAGACUCCCGUGGGCCUGAGACUGCUUCCCUGUACACGGACAGAGGAUGGAGAGAUUGGCCGCUCUCUGAGAAUCCCACUCACCGGGGCAGAGGUGACUUGACUCUUUUUCAGUCCCCACGGAGUUCCUACGGGGACAUUUACUUUUCCACACGCACGCGAGGUCCCUCCCACCCCCAGGCUUUCAUCGAGUCUUGACUGUUACCAGGGAACUAUCAUGGCAGGCCUCAGGAAGGGCAUUUGGGUUUUUUUUAUUUUUUAAUUUUGCGUCGCACUCCCCCGCCCCCGCCAGCCCCUGGGGGCGGGGCGGUGGUUUGGUGAAGAGCGGCAGGGCCGGUUUCCAACCACCUACUGAAUGAGGCCCGCUGGCAGCCCAGUAUUCCUCUCAACACCUUGGAAAAGUUUUGACCUCUUGGCGCCGGGUGGGUGAGGCUCGGUGGUUCCUUUCUGCCGCUCCCCCCCCCCCUGGUUGUUUAUUUCACUGCGCCCCAGAGGUCCAGUCCUGGAGGGACUUUUCAUCACACCAAUGACGUCAUUCACCUGGGGGGGGAGGCUUACUGGCUCUGAAGAGCUGUUGUUAGGGUGCAGGGGGAGGAAAGUGAAGCUGGGGAGGGCACAUCUUGGCCUUUUCUGGAAAAGACCUAGCCUCCCAUCAAUCAGAAGCUUCUUCCCCUGAGUUCUCUGUAGGUGCUUCCAUUAAGGAGGCUAAGGAGGUCCGUUAAAGUUGGCCAGAGUGAGUGACCAAGUGGACUGGAGCUUGAGACACACUUUGGUGUCAAGAGAACUCAGGAGGCAGGUGGGAGAAAGAGCAGAGCUGUUAAUGGUGGAUGGAGUGAGACCAGCUCUGAAGGGGUGGCGGGGGCGUAGCGUGUCCUCUUGAAGAUGUUUAAGAAGUAGUAUGUCCCUCACACAUGCCUGGGUGCAGCUGAGUCCAUCACAAGUAGCUGGAGAGGCACUCAAUCCCAGAGGCAGGAGAUCAAUUCUUGCCAGACCCUCCACGUCCUCUUAUCCUGUGAGCUGAAGUCCUAAGUCUUCAGAAGGGCAUCAUGCCACAGCCCCAGGGCACCAGCCCCUGUCCUGUCCCUUCAAAGCUUUGACACCAACUUUGCUCUCCUACUCCCUCUGCUCCCUUAACCCCACCCCCACCCCACUGUACUUCAUCGUGCAUGUCUGUGUUUGGUCCCUUGCUCUCCCAGCUGCCCUGGCUGAAGUUUUCCAAGCAGACUUAGCACCCAGGGAUUGGGCUCACAUCCAUGCAGUCUUGCUCCCUCUGCUUCGUGCUUUGCCGUCACCAUGAGAAUUCCAUCUUCUUGGCCUCCCCUCUUCCUCCUGGCCAUGUCAGGCCUACGCCAACCAAUGGGAGUGGCCCCUACCUAUGCAACAUCUCUUCUGGCUCCCUGUCCCUUUUUCCCAGGGGGAUGUGGGAAGCCCGAGUUGUGGGGAUGCCGUGAUCUAUGGUUCAUGGUUCAGAUGGGGUUCUGAGCACUCAUACAGAGAUGGUUGGGUGAGGAGGAGGGGGUGGAGAGAGGGAGAGGUCUGGGCAGACAGAAUCAGCGUAGCUGCCCACGAGGAUUCCUGGACAGUAAUGUCCACUGGCCUACCAACACUGAACCCUCUAGGACCCCGAGUCUGAGUCUGUCCCUGUGUGGGGGUAGCUUGGCUGUUGGAGCACCCCGCUUUUGCUUGAACUAGGCAUCUGCUGAAGCACAGGUGGUAAGGGAGCUGUGGCCUUGGGCCCCAGUUCUUGGCCAGCUGGCACCUGAAUGUCUUGUUCUCAUUUAGGGUCAGCCUGGGUACUUCACAGCUCCAGGGAGGGAAGGACUUGGCUCAGUCUCUGUCACGCUGGGUCCAGAGACAGAGUUUGGCCUUGGGAGAGGAGGAGGGGAAGCCCUGUUAUUUUUUCUGCCUGACCAUUUCUGCCUAGGUCUUUUCAUACAGACAGCCUCACCUCCCACACACGCACAGACUUAGAGAGAGAGCAAUUCUUUGGUCUCUUUUCUUGGUAGCUUUAUUGAUUGCCAGGGAAAAUGAAAACCAGAAAAUUAAUUAAUCUCUAAAAUUAAACUUUACACUGAAUGUUCUUGUUUCUCUAAUUAGAACCUCUGCUAGCAGCUGUGGCUACACACACAGACACACACACACACCCUCACACCUACAUGUUUGCACUCUGGAACUGUCAAGAGGGUGUCAGGCGCAGAUGGCUCUAGGUUGCCCGGACAGGCACACACAUGGUCACUCCCAAGUCCCCUCUGGUGCUCUGCUCCGUGUCUGCUUGUUGCAAAGAGUCCCUGGAGCGCUGGCCCUCCUGGAUUGCAGCUGCAGUUCAGUCAGCCGUCCUUUGGCGAGGUGGGUUCUGGGCCACUCAGUUCGAGGAGAGUUGGGAGAUAAGGGCCUUGGCCUGAAUGGGUCGAUCAGAUCCUCUCACGGACCCAUAGGCUGAUGUGGUUCCUACGGGUGUAGCCCUAGGGUGGGCAGUGCCAGAGAGACAGGGACUCGUGGAGGGUACCUGGAAGACUGUAUGUCCUGAGGAUAAAGGCUUGUGGGGUGGGCUGGGCCUGGCUCGGGAGAAGACAGAAGAGUUCUGUCAAACUGGGUGCAUCACACUGUGGCCUUUUUGUCAUGGAAUUCCAAGCGUAAAGAUUGUACAAAUCACACUGGUGGAUAAUAAAAGUG